Molecule: messenger RNA, 1537 nt
Organism: Schizophyllum commune H4-8
Lineage: Eukaryota; Fungi; Basidiomycota; Agaricomycetes; Agaricales; Schizophyllaceae
Exons: 3
Coding region: 111-1283 (390 amino acids)
Source: RefSeq, a predicted model, not a curated record
CGCGUUUUCAACAUCACGCUCAUCUCGAACGCUCUUGUCAAAGCCCGACCCGCGUCCACAUAACACCAACAAGGUCCCUUUUGCCAGGGUAUCCUUCCAAACGACCGAAUAUGGUGAACCCAUCGCCCGAGGUCUGCAAGAGGGUCGUCUCCUUCCUCCAUCCAUAUGCCACCCGGGAUCUCAAAGCUCUAUGCCUUGUCUCAAAAGCCUUUGAGCGCGCUGCUCGUCCAGUACUUUUUCGCCAGGUCGUUCUGACCGACUUUGCGCAAGUCAUCACAUUCGGCCAGUGCAUACGAGAGAACCCAGAGCUGGGCAAGAUGAUCCUCGAAUUCCGCGUCAUGGGCCGCCACCAGUUGCGCUUCAGCCCAGAACAGCGCGUCGAACUCUAUGUCAUGCACUACUGGAACGCUGUCGCAGAUGUCCUCGCCCGCGUGCCCAACCUAAUUGCGCUUAUCAUUUACGAUCCGCUCAUCGAAUCGCUCCCACACAUACACAUUCCGCAGGAAGAAGCUUACCCCUUCCAGCUCGAGCGCUGCGGUGUCAAGCUGUGGUGGAACGACGCGUUCCUGCAGUUUCUCGUCACGCAGCACCGGCUCGUCACCCUCCAGCUCUACGAGCCGUACGACGAGCGCGAGAACUUUGAGAUCCCUGCGAAUUGCUGGCCGAACCUAAUCAACUUCUCUGGCACUCUCGUUAGCGCGCUGGAGAUUGCAGAGGGCGCCGCGCCGAAUGUUCGCCAUAUGUGCAUGCGUCUGGAUGACGCGACGUCGCCGACCAUCGCGUACUGCAUGCCCCAGCUUGCGUCCCUACGAAAGACGUUGCGCAGCCUCAAACUCACCGGGCUCGAACCAGGAGAUGUAGACAACACACUGGCAGCAAUCGCGCGUAAUUUCCCAGACUUGCAGUACAUCGGCGCGUUGCCACUCCCGGUUCUAGAUCGUACCGCCUUCCUCUCCUCCCUCACCGCCUUCCCCGACCUCCGCCACCUCCAGGUCGACCUCACCCGCUGGCGCCCUCAGCCGCACGCCCAGCACGCCCUCCGCGCCAUCGUCACUCAGCUGAAAGCUUUCGCGCCCACUCUGCGCAUGGUCACCCUCUGGGUUCCGCAAGGGAAGUGGAUGUACCACAUCCGCGACGGCGAGUGGGAGGGCGCGCCCGACGGCACACAGAGCAUCUGGCAGUGCAACUCGUGGAUGGAGCAGGUCUCGCUGGAGUAUCUGCCCAGUGCGUGGCUUCGGGCUCGUUUCAUAUACGCCACUAAUGGCGGUUUGGCAGACGAAUGAUGGAAGGAGGUCCUGACGAGCAAACGCUGGAGAAUAACCUUGAUCUCUCGCACCGAAUGUAAUGGCCAAACGGCAAAUGUAUUAUGAUCUGUAAACUUCCUCCUCGACGAUAGAUAACGGUACAGUUCUACUACUGAGACUCCGACCUACGAGAUAUAACUGAGAGGGACGCCUGUAUGAUACAUAGAGAGUAUACGACUCCAAAAAUUCUGAUUACGAUAAAGCUGGGCCCGAAGACCAGGAUAGGCUGAGGC